Molecule: messenger RNA, 330 nt
Organism: Amoebophrya sp. A25
Lineage: Eukaryota; Dinophyceae; Syndiniales; Amoebophryaceae
Source: the annotation of a GenBank genome assembly
AUGAAACGUGUUUUGCGCGUAUUUGCAUCGUAUAUGGACUUUGAAUCUGAUCACAUGCUUUUUGUUCAAUUGUUCGACUGCAUCUACUCUUGCUACCAAACUGGAAAUGGAAGCUUUGGAAUUGGAGCGAACUGCAUGUUGUUCGCCAUGGUCUGUCUUCCAGACAAUCCAGUGUACGCCAUGCUGGACAUGAUUUACCAGAGUUACACCACCGGACUUGUGUCCACCCACGCAUACUUACUCGAUCCUGGACGUCGCGGAGGUUCCUAUGUAUCGAUAACUGCUGCGCCUUGGCUUCCGGUGCAACCGGAGGACCCAUUCGCAUCGUGA